Messenger RNA from Ambispora leptoticha, 900 nucleotides. The record is from the annotation of a GenBank genome assembly. Lineage: Eukaryota; Fungi; Glomeromycota; Glomeromycetes; Archaeosporales; Ambisporaceae.
AUGGCAACUGAACUUAAAAAUAGUCUGAAAGAAAGAGGUAUUAAAACAAUAAUCAUUAGUGGUGCUUUAACAAACCUUUGUUGCGAAGACACAGUUAGAGCGGCUUUUAACCAUGAUUUUGCAGUGUUUUUUUUAGGGGAAUGUACAGCAGCUAGUACCAAAGAAAUGCAGAAAGCGUCAUUGUUGAAUUUAAAAUAUGGAUAUGCGGUAAUUUACACGGUUAAUGAGAUAGUAAAAGGAAUUGAAACAGCGGCAAUAGAAAAUAAAAUAAAGGUUCCUUUUGGCAAUGGGUUAAAAAAUAAGGAGGAGGGCGGCAAGCCAGACCAACCAAACAAUCCUCCUUCAUUUCCGCCACCUCAACCAAACCAAAAAGAAAGCCCAAUCCAGGAAAGAGUAAAACAAUUUUUAGCCGAGGGAAAUAUCCCCGACUUAAAUUCCACUCAACGAGUUGGGGUGAUAAAAGGUUUAACAAUCUUAGUAAACAAAGAAGAGGAGAAGAAUAAUCCUUUCUUCCCACUUUUCCAAGAGCAAAAAGGGAAUUGCCAUGAGUUAGUAGUUGUUGCACGAAAAACUGCUUCGGAUAGUCAAAAUGACCCGACAAUAAAUAUUGAUGGAAGAAUAUGGAAUGAGGUCGAAGAAACUUAUUUUCGAGAAAUUAUUACCUCGCCUUUGCCAAAUAAUUUGGCGGCGACUGGUGAGAUAGCGAUUAAAGACAAUAAGAUAUUAGCAGUGGGAGGUUUAAAAGGCAAAAUUACUGCCGCCUUUAACCAAGGAGUAAGAAAAUUAGUCCUCCCGCAAGACAACUCUACACCAAACGGGACUAAUUUAGAAAACUUUUUCCUGGAAAUUUAUCAACAACAAGUUCCACCCGAAAUAAGAGAGAAAAUGACCGUUCAUUGA